CCACCAUAAUUACCUAGUAUUCGACCCAUCUGGCCUCAUCAAUCACACUUUUGUGCUCUUCUCUAUUCUUCAUCGCAAACGGUAUAUCUCUACAAUCUUUACAUUCAUUGUAAUCAUUGUAUACUUCCCAUUCACAAUAUAUAUUUGGUCUCUCAUUUUCAAGUUUGAUUGAGGUCAGCUCAUUCGCGAAAGUGUUAUCGCGGCGCAUUCAAUUUGUGAUUGCCAAUCAGAGCAGAUUGAAAACCUAAUUGCAGAAGCCCUUCAAAUAAUAAGACCUGUCUAAGUCUCUACACUUUCGAUUUACCUCAAUCUCAGCCUCCCAGUCAUAAAAUUCAAGAGCAAUCGCAAAAAUGCGCAUUUCAACCGUUUCCAUCCUGGCUCUUCCCCUCCUAGCCGGAGCCCAGGAAUCUCCCCUCGAGCAAGCCAAAGCUCAAGCCCAACAUUGGUUUAGCAAGCUUCAAUCCUAUAUCCCAUCAGCCUCAUCCGAAUCUCCCCUCGAAGCCGCCGCUGCAAAAGUAGGCGAAGCGAAAAUCCACCACCUAACCCUCGACUCCUGGCAAGAAACCAUCCGCGGGAGCGUCACCCCAGAAUCCUCGCUGCCUCAAGAAUGGUGGGUUUUAACCACCGGCGGAAAUAAAACCUGUUAUGGUCUCUGCGGUAAAGUCGAAAAGGGAUUUAAUGAAUCUGCCGCUAUCUUCUCUCUCGAUCCUACGGCGCCUCAUAUGGCUCUCUUGAAUUGUGACGAGCAACCCGUUCUAUGUAAUUCGUGGGGAGCAGGACCACCACAUUUAUGGACCAUGGAGGUUGGGGCUGUGGGCUCACCAGUUCCUAUUAUCACCAUUCCAUUGAAUACUACUUCAACAACCGUUACAACAUUCACGGAUUUACAUGCGACAAAGUCAUACAAGAAGAAGGCACCUUAUGAGGGUUGGUUCCAUCCUUUUGAUGGACAGCUCGCGCAAUAUGGUGCCGCAGUUCCAGUUGGAUACGUACUUUGGUUCUUCGCCAUUGUUCCCAGCUGGAUGUUCAUGAUUGGUAUUUCAUUCAUGAGCAGAACCGUCAUGUAAGUUUUUCCGCAUCGAAGCUAUAUACUUUCAAUGAAGUGGCUGACAAUAAAUCUAGGAGCAAGCGAACUCUUGGCCCGCAAGGACCAGCAGCUGCUGGAGCUCGUCCACGCGCCGCCCCGGCUGGAGACGGAGUUACUUAUUAAGAAAUUUAUGUCAGAAACAAACAUUUGGAGAGACUGCAGAGGAGGAUCUAAUUCUUAGAUACAAUGCAUUUUCUCAAUCGUUAGUGGGCGAAAUACAAUUUAUGUAACUUAUCUGGACAAAUUUAAUGAAUUGGGAAAUGGGUAUCAUAUAUAACAUAAUAUUCCGCCUCUUAACUCCGGGACAUCUCAUCUAUGCCAUG
Sclerotinia trifoliorum is the source of this 1410-nucleotide messenger RNA. The record is from the annotation of a GenBank genome assembly. NCBI's taxonomy places the organism in Eukaryota, Fungi, Ascomycota, Leotiomycetes, Helotiales, Sclerotiniaceae.